Messenger RNA from Haliotis rufescens (red abalone), 804 nucleotides. RefSeq lists its product as uncharacterized. The record is from RefSeq and is a predicted model, not a curated record. The coding region runs from base 76 to 354 and encodes 92 amino acids. The transcript is spliced from 3 exons. NCBI's taxonomy places the organism in Eukaryota, Metazoa, Mollusca, Gastropoda, Lepetellida, Haliotidae.
UUAGAGGAUUGCCACUGCUGAGUGUCCGUUUAUAUUUGUAAUUCUUCGUGAUUACUCAGAGAAAGAAACCGGACAAUGAACCUGACCAUCGUUUUGGUGCUACUGGCUCUCGUGGCAGUGGCCUUUGCCCAGGACCCACCGUGUGACAUGAACAUGAGCGGCAAGAAAUGCGCUGCAGAGGAAGUAUUUCCAGCAUGCCUCGCCCCCUCCUUGAAUUGGGAGAACUGUGUGUGUCCUCCUGGAACCAGAUGUCAUCUUAUGGAGAAUGAUGCCUGCGCCUUCUCAUGUGAACCAGUUGGCGAUGAAGUCGAAGACAACAAUGCAGGAAUGGGUCCCGGGAAUGGCUUGGAUUAAUACAUCCCCACGGACGUUGUCCAAGAGAUUGAAUACAACUGUGUUUAAAAAUGUUGGCCACGUGCUUAUCUGAUAUUAGGUCUUUCUGAACAGUGACCUUGUCAACCAACCAUCGACUCUUUAACGUUUUACAUCUGCAUUUGGAUUAUGUUGAGGUACUGAUCUGUCGUUUAUUAAUAAGUGAAUAAUUAUUUUAAUUUGAACGCAAAUAGAUGUUCACUGCCACAAGGUCAUAUUGACCCACUAUCAAGGUCAAAGAUUACAGGUGCAUAUAUAUCCCAUAUCAUGUCGUUAUUGUUCAGUGUGACCUAAUUCUGAAACAACAUUGAGAUAUUUGUGAACACGUUAUGUGACCAGUCUCAAUAUUGAUUAAAGUAAUUUAUGAUUGUGUUUUUCCUGUUUGUAGAAAUAUUUUCCGACUUAAUUCUGAUAUAAACCACUGUGACCCAC